AUGGCAAAUAAGCCUAAAAUAGCGCUCGAGACGUCGGAAGCUGUGCGAUCAUUCUUUGUAGAAGUAUUUAUACUCAGUUGCAAAGGCAGCUGCACGACUUUGCGAGCGACAGACGCCAGAAAGCUUGAAAAUCUGUUAGAGAUUUUAUUUGUCAAAUAUGGAAUGUUUAAGAAUAUUGUGAAGCGUGAAGCGAUGACACUUUAA
Molecule: messenger RNA, 204 nt
Organism: Plasmopara halstedii
Lineage: Eukaryota; Oomycota; Peronosporomycetes; Peronosporales; Peronosporaceae
Exons: 2
Coding region: 1-204 (67 amino acids)
Source: RefSeq, a predicted model, not a curated record